GCCGUGAUGACGCCAUCCGUCCGCGCCCGCAGUCGAGCGUUGUUCGCGCCGCUGGCAGGCGCCUGCGCAGUGGCUCCGAGCGGGCGGUUGCUUGUUGGUUGUUGUAGUAACGGGGGAAGCAGCCUUCGGCGGCUGCGUUGAUUCCGACUGGGGAAGGAGAAGGGAGGUGAAUCAGAGCCCGGUCCCCGCCUGCCAGCCCCGAGCUAUGAGAAGAUGAGACAGGAGUCUGUGCCAUCCAAAUUGUCUGAUCCAGUGAAACUGCAAGGAAGAAAGGUCUCUGAGGCCUCUGUCUGUUGACUGCAUGACAAACCCUAAAGGAAAUGCCAGUUGUGAUGGCCCGGGACCUGGAGGAAACAGCAUCAUCCUCAGAGGAUGAGGACCUGGUAAACCAAGAGGAUCACCCAUGUAUCAUGUGGACUGGAGGCUGCAGGAGAAUUCCAGUUUUGGUUUUCCAUGCUGAGGCUAUUUUGACAAAGGACAACAAUAUUCGAGUAAUUGGAGAGCGUUAUCAUUUGUCUUAUAAGAUUGUGAGAACGGACAGUCGCCUGGUGCGAAGCAUUCUGACAGCCCAUGGAUUUCACGAAGUUCACCCGAGCAGCACUGACUAUAACCUGAUGUGGACAGGAUCCCAUCUGAAGCCCUUCUUACUUCGAACUCUCUCUGAAGCACAGAAAGUUAAUCACUUCCCCAGAUCGUAUGAACUAACCCGGAAGGACCGACUGUACAAAAACAUCAUUCGAAUGCAGCACACGCAUGGAUUCAAGGCUUUCCACAUCCUCCCUCAGACCUUCCUCCUGCCAGCCGAGUACGCGGAGUUCUGUAAUUCAUAUUCAAAGGACCGGGGACCUUGGAUAGUAAAACCAGUGGCCUCUUCUAGGGGGCGGGGCGUCUACUUGAUCAACAAUCCAAACCAGAUCUCCCUGGAAGAGAACAUCUUGGUCUCCCGUUACAUUAACAACCCCCUGCUCAUAGAUGAUUUCAAGUUUGACGUGCGCCUCUAUGUGCUCGUGACCUCCUAUGACCCCCUUGUCAUCUAUCUCUAUGAGGAAGGAUUGGCUAGGUUUGCAACUGUGCGAUAUGAUCAAGGAUCCAAGAACAUUCGGAACCAGUUCAUGCACCUGACAAACUACAGUGUGAAUAAGAAGAGUGGAGACUAUGUGAGUUGUGAUGAUCCAGAAGUGGAGGAUUAUGGGAACAAGUGGAGCAUGAGUGCAAUGCUUAGGUACCUGAAACAAGAAGGCAAGGACACAACUGCAUUGAUGGCCCAUGUGGAAGACCUGAUCAUUAAGACGAUAAUCUCUGCUGAACUAGCUAUCGCCACUGCCUGCAAGACCUUUGUCCCACACCGCAGCAGUUGUUUCGCCGUCAGCACAGUGGGAUCGCGUGUGUUGUCUCAUUGCAUAGAACCCAGGAACAGCAGUAGUGUGUUGGAGUACUUAGUGUUCCUUCCAACUGUUCUUCGAAGGAGACUAACUUUUCUUGAACUUAAGGAUCUGUGCUUAUUGCUUACACUCAAACUGUAUGGCUUUGAUGUGCUCAUAGAUAAUACUCUGAAGCCAUGGUUAUUGGAAGUGAAUCUCUCCCCUUCUUUGGCCUGUGAUGCACCGCUGGACCUCAAGAUUAAAGCCAGUAUGAUCUCAGAUAUGUUCACUGUUGUAGGAUUUGUGUGCCAAGAUCCUGCACAGCGGGCAUCCAACCGGUCAAUUUAUCCCACCUUUGAGUCUUCCAGGCGGAACCCUUUUCAGAAACCUCAGCGUUCCCGUCCACUUUCUGCCAGUGACGCAGAAAUGAAAAACCUUGUGGCCUCAGCCCGGGAGAAGGUACCCGGGAAGUUAGGCGGUUCUGUGCUUGGUCUGUCAAUGGAGGAGAUCAAAGUUUUACGGAGGGUAAAGGAAGAGAAUGACCGGAGAGGAGGAUUUAUCCGCAUAUUUCCUACAUCUGAGACAUGGGAAAUAUAUGGGUCCUACCUCGAACACAAAACCUCCAUGAACUAUAUGCUGGCAACACGCCUUUUCCAGGACAGGGGAAACCCAAGAAGAAGCUUGCUGACAGGAAGAACACGGGUAAAUACUGAGGGCGCACCAGAACUGAAGGUGGAGAGCAUGAAUUCCAAGGCCAAGCUGCAUGCUGCUCUCUAUGAGAGGAAGCUCCUGUCUCUGGAGGUGCGAAAACGUAGACGACGGAGUGGCAGAUUGAGGGCAAUGAGGCCAAAAUACCCAGUGAUUACCCAACCAGCUGAAAUGAAUAUUAAAACUGAGACAGAAAGUGAAGAGGAGGAAGAUGUUGGAUUAGACAACGAAGACGAAGAACAGGAAGCCUCCCAGGAGGAGUCUGCAGGGUCUCUUGGAGAAACUCAAGCCAAGUACACGCCUUCGUUGACUGUUAUAGUAGAAAAUUCACCCAGAGACAGUUCCAUGAAAGUUGCCGAGUGGACUAAUAAAGGUGAUCAGUGCUGCAAAAUUGAGACUCAAGAGCCAGAGUCUAAAUUUAAUCUGAUGCAGAUUCUCCAGGAUAACGGAAAUCUAAGCAAAGUACAGGCCCGGCUAGCAUUCUCUGCCUACCUUCAGCAUGUGCAAGUCCGUCUGACGAAAGACAGUGGUGGUCAGACUCUCAGUCCCAGUUGGGCUGCCAAAGAGGAUGAACAGAUGGAGCUAGUGGUUCGUUUCCUUAAGCGAGCAUCAAGUAAUCUCCAGCAUUCAUUAAGGAUGGUGUUGCCUAGUCGGCGAUUGGCACUUCUGGAGCGCAGAAGAAUCCUUGCCCACCAACUAAGUGACUUUAUCGUUGUGUACAACAAGGAAACAGAACAAAUGGCUGAAAAGAAAUCAAAGAAGAAACUAGAAGAGGAGGAGGAAGAUGGGGUGAAUGCAGAAAGCUUUCAGGACUUCAUCCGACAAGCAAGUGAGGCUGAACUGGAGGAGGUGCUGACUUUCUAUACCCAAAAAAACAAGUCUGCCAGUGUCUUCCUGGGGACUCACUCUAAGAGUUCUAAGAACAGCAGUAGCUAUUCUGAUAGUGGGGCAAAAGGUGAUCACCCUGAGACAAUUCAAGAAGUGAAAAUAAAGCAGCCCAAACAGCAACAGGCAACAGAAAUCCACUCCGAUAAAUUAUCUCGAUUUACCACUUCAGCAGGAAAAGAGGCUAAACUAGUCUAUACCAGUUGUUCUUCUCUCUCUGGUCCUGCUGCUGUUCUUCUGCAGAAACUUCCCAGCACCCACUUGUCAUCUCUUAUUACAGCCUCUGCCCUCUCGUCAGGUCCUGGCCACCAUUCCUCUUUAUCUCAGAUUUCUCCAGCUAUCCCCAGCAUGCCUCACCAGUCAGCACUUUUACUGAACCCAGUCCCCGACAGUGCUUCUCCCUCCAUACACCCUGGGACCCAGAACGUAAGCCCCGCUGGCCUGCCGCGCUGUCGAUCAGGCAGUUACACCAUGGGCCCCUUUUCCUCUUUCCAAAGUGCCGCACACAUCUAUAGCCAGAAACUGUCUCGUCCCUCUUCAGCAAAGGCAGCAGGUUCAUGCCAUCCUCAUAGGCACCAUUCAGGAAUAGCCAAAACUCAAAAAGAGGGUGAAGAUGGUUCCUUCAGCAGAAGAUACAACCAGAGCCUGGUUACGGCCGAACUCCAGCGGCUGGCAGAGAAGCAGGCAGCCAGGCAGUAUUCUCCAGCCACUCACAUCAACCUCCUCACCCAGCAGGUGGCAAACCUGAACUUGGCCAGCAGUGUCAUAAACAGAAGUAGUGCUUCCACGCCCCCUACCCUUCGGCCUGUCAUCAGUCCUAGUGGCCCGACAUGGUCUAUACAGUCAGACCUCCACGCUCCUGAGAACCACGCCAGCCCCCCUGGGAGCAGGAGCCUCCAGACAGGCGGCUUUGCCUGGGAGGGCGAGGUGGAGAACAACGCGUACAGCAAGGCCACAGGGGUGGUUCCGCAGCACAAGUAUCACCCCACAGCAGGCAGUUACCAACUCCAUUUUGCCCUCCAGCAACUUGAACAACAGAAACUUCAGUCCCGGCAGCUCCUGGACCAGAGUCGAGCCCGGCAUCAGGCGAUCUUUGGCAGCCAGACACUACCUAACGCCAGUCUAUGGACGAUGAAUAAUGGUGCAGGCUGCAGAAUUUCAAGUGCCACAGCUGGUGGCCAGAAGCCAAACACCCUGCCACAAAAAGUGGUGCCACCUCCAAGUUCCUCCACCUUGGUCUCCAAGCCCCCAUCCAAUCACAAACAAGUGCUCAAAAAGGCCACAUCCCAGAGGGCUUCCAAAGGCUCCUCCAUGGAAGGGCAGCUGAAUGGACUUCAGAGCAACCUUAACCCUGCGGCCUUUCUGCCCAUCGCCAGCUCCACAGGAUCUUUGGAAGCUCCCCAAGUUAUUUUCGCCAGAUCCAAACCCUUACCCACACAGUCUGGAGCCCUUGCCACAGUUAUAGGACAGAGAAAAUCAAAGUCGAUGAAGUCAGGGACAAUUUAAGAAAGGAAUGAGGAGAGAGACAGGAACACCAAAUCCACGACUUGGUCAUCUACCAAAAUGUACCGGAGAAACUGAAAACACCCAGAAUUCUCGUGCCACUAAGCCAAUGGUACUUUAACCCUGACACUAAACAGCCUUUCCCUUGAUGAAGAACUUGUAAAAAGUAUAGAAAGCUGAACGAAAAGGUCAAGAUGUCCUUCAUAUACUGGCAUCUGGAAGGGUGAAUGUGACAGCCAGCUCCAAACCAAACUGAUAGCCUGCCAAGGAGUACUGGCAUCUCUGCUUCCAGGACUGUGAGCCUUGGACCGCCGCGGUGUAUCAUUUUCCUUGCGCCUCUCUUCUGGUUCUCCCUGAUCAGUGCUCAGCCAUGUAGAUGUGUCGGCAGUGCAGCCUUGAAAAAGUUCAUCUCCGUACCUAGAAUUCUGGACAAAAACCGUUCUGCUGAACUUGAACUCACCAUCUUCUGGAGACAGCAUGCCCAGGAUGCACGGACAUGGACUCAGAGUCAGUCACGGUCUCAGAAAUCAGUGAGCAGUAUGGCUACAGUAUGGCUGUGUCUGCAGAAACUGUUAAUCCGGUUCAUAUCGCCCAUCUGCCGUGUGCUGCCUCCCUCGAACAGAGAAGUAGCCUACGUGGUGAGGAUGCAGAAGAAUCUCAGAGACCACCGCCCAUUCCAGCAGCAAUCUGAAUUGGUGGUGCGCAGAAGUCUCUGCAACCACAGUAGUGACGAGCAGCAUCCGCAGCUCUGACAGUCCCAGAAGCCUUCCCUAUGUAAGUUAGAGGGACAGAUGUGCUAGACCGAAGAACACUGAGUACGUUUGCAAAACAUGUUAUACGAUGCUGAGGAAAUUCCUGGUGUCCUCAUCAAGGUAACUGUGCUGAGGGUAGUGGGAAUGAAAGCCCAACUAAGACCCCUCGGUCUAGGCAAGUGUUAUAUUCAGACAGAGACGUUGCUGACUUGUCUUAGCUCUUAUCUAUUUUACCAAUAUAAUAAUAUAAAAUACAUAUAUAUUGUGUUAACUGUA
Myodes glareolus (Bank vole) is the source of this 5485-nucleotide messenger RNA. The record is from RefSeq and is a predicted model, not a curated record. NCBI's taxonomy places the organism in Eukaryota, Metazoa, Chordata, Mammalia, Rodentia, Cricetidae.